Molecule: messenger RNA, 1995 nt
Organism: Prunus mume (Japanese apricot)
Lineage: Eukaryota; Viridiplantae; Streptophyta; Magnoliopsida; Rosales; Rosaceae
Product: Tetratricopeptide repeat (TPR)-like superfamily protein
Biological process (GO): RNA modification
Molecular function (GO): RNA binding; protein binding
Source: RefSeq, a predicted model, not a curated record
UCUCCCGCUCAAACAUAACCUUGUGAUAAAAAAAACAAAAUAGCGAAGAUUUUGCAUGAAUUGGCCCAAAAGCCCCCUCACAGACUUCUCGAGGAGAAGUUCAUCUCACUCUUGCAAUCAUGUAAGGCCACAAAGCAACUUCGCCAAACACAGACCCAGAUAAUCACCCACGGCUUGUCGCACAACCACUAUAUCGCCCCAAAACUAAUUACGGCAUGCGCCGAACUGAAGCAAAUGGCGUAUGCCCACAAAGUGUUCGAUGGAAUUCCGGACCCGAACUUUGCUUUAUGGAAUGCAAUGUUCAGAGGGUAUGCUAAGAAUGAGAGUCAUAGAGAAGUAAUACUAUUGUUUGGAAGGAUGAAGAGCAUGGAUAUAAUGCCCAAUUGCUUCACGUUUCCUGUUGUGAUUAAAUCUUGUGGGAGACUGAAAAGGUUGGUAGAAGGUGAAGAGGUGCAUUGUGUAGUGAUAAAAGGUGGUUUUAGAGCAAACCCAUAUGUGGGAACGACGCUGAUUGAAAUGUAUGCGGCUAGGGGAGUGAUUGGAGCUGCUUACAAAGUGUUCGGUGAGAUGUUCGAGAGGAAUGUGGUUGCUUGGACUUCCAUGAUUAAUGGUUACAUUUUGUGUGGUGAUAUGGUUUCUGCACAGCGCCUUUUUCAUUUGGCUCCGGAACGUGAUAUUGUGUUGUGGAACACCAUGGUUUCAGGUUAUAUUGAGCUGAGGGAUAUGGUGGCAGCUAGAAAACUCUUUGAUGACAUGCCAAGACGAGAUGUGAUGGGUUGGAAUACCGUUUUGAAUGGUUAUGCAAGUAAUGGGGAGAUUGAUGCUUGUGAGAAGUUGUUUGAAGAGAUGCCUGAGAGGAAUGUUUUCUCUUGGAAUGGAUUAAUUGGAGGAUAUGCACGUAAUGGACGUUUCUUUCAAGUUCUGGGAUCUUUCAAGCGGAUGCUAAGCGAGGGUGAUGUGCUUCCUAAUGAUGCCACCUUAGUGACUGUGUUGUCGGCGUGUGCAAGAUUAGGAGCUCUUGAUUUGGGUAAGUGGGUACAUGCAUAUGCAGAGAGCAUUGGGUACAAGAGAAAUGUUUUCGUUGGGAAUGCUUUGAUUGACGUGUAUGCAAAAUGUGGGAUCAUUGAUAAUGCACUUGACGUAUUCAAGAGCAUGGAUAACAAGGAUUUAAUUACCUGGAACACUAUGAUUUGUGGCUUGGCAAUGCACGGACGUGGGGCGGAUGCCUUAAAUUUGUUUCGCCAGAUGAAGAAUUAUGGAGAAAACCCAGAUGGGAUCACCUUCAUAGGCAUUUUGUGCUCUUGUACACAUCUUGGAUUGGUCGAAGAUGGCCUUUUGUAUUUCCAAUCAAUGGUUGAUGACUACUCAAUUGUGCCACAGAUUGAGCAUUAUGGUUGUAUGGUGGAUCUGCUCGGACGCUCGGGUCUUUUGGACCAGGCCAUGAACUUUGUGAGGAAGAUGCCCAUGGAACCAGAUGCUGUUAUUUGGGCUGCCUUACUAGGGGCAUGUCGGAUUUACAAAAACAUUGAGUUUGCAGAGCUGGCUCUUGAACGUCUCAUUGAACUUGAACCGAAAAACCCUGCAAAUUAUGUCAUGCUCUCAAAUAUUUAUGGUCAUCUUGGGAGAUGGAGAGAUGUGGCGAGAUUAAAAGUUGCAAUGAGGGAUACUGGGUAUAAAAAAGUCCCGGGUGUUAGCUUUAUUGAGGCCAAUGACGGUGUGGUUGAGUUCUAUUCCUUAGAUGAGAGGCAUCCUGAGACUGAGGAAAUAUAUGGAGUCUUGAGGGGAUUGACGAAACUGCUAAAAUCAUCUGGAUAUGUACCAGACUUUCUGGAUCAUGGGCAGGGAGCCUAGGGUUCAAAACCAGGAUAAGGGAAACAUUAAUUUGUUUCUGUAGAUUUUACAACCCUGUAACUUGUAACAUAUGGUCAGGUUAUAUCAUUGUUGAAGGAAACUGAGGUAUUAUCUCUUUGACCAGGAAAAGAAAAGGAAAGGUGG